AUGGCUUGUUCUUACUGUGAUUUCCUUGCUGGAAGUAAUGAAGGAACUGACAGUUGUAUGGCUUUCGAGGUUGAGCGCAUGUGCUACGAUAAGAGAAGAUCAGCUGCAGUUAGCCAAGCUUCUGUCGAUUCUUUUAAGCAAGUUUUUCGAGAUAUUCAGAAUUUAAUGUACAGAUAUGCAAAUAAAGACGAUUCUUUAUUGACCAUGUUCAAGGCAGGGAGCAAGGGUAACUUGCUGAAGCUAGUACAGCAUAGCAUGUUUCCUCUUAAGCUCUCAUGUGCCGCAUGGAAUUAUCUGAAGUCACAUAGCUUAAACCAGGAAGUUGAUGAUACUGUGGAAUCUGCUAAGAAUUUCAUCCAGUAUGCUGUGGUUGAAAGUUCUUUUAUGACAGGUCUGAAUCCACUAGAAUGCUUUGUUCAUUCAGUUACUAGCCUGGGGAGUUCUUUCAGUGAUCAUGCUGACCUUCCUGGAACGCUGUCACGAAGGCUUAUGUUCUUCAUGCGUGAUAUAUGUGCUGCAUAUGAUGGAAUUGUGAGGAAUGCAUAUGGAGAUCAGGUUGUUCAGUUCAGCUAUCGUGUUGAUAAGAUAGACAUUCAUAACAAGUUGAUUACAAGAUUUCCCGAGUUCAAGCAGGUCGAUAUUUUAUGGAAAGAUCACCUCAAAAUCUCGAAAUCUCGUAGAACUUCUCCCGUUGAACUUUACUUGAAGGUAGCUGUAUCAGGAUUUCGGUAUAACAGAUCUCUGGGGUGUGCUUAUGAAUAA
Hibiscus syriacus is the source of this 762-nucleotide messenger RNA. RefSeq names its product DNA-directed RNA polymerase IV subunit 1-like. The transcript has 4 exons. Gene Ontology annotation, biological process: DNA-templated transcription. NCBI's taxonomy places the organism in Eukaryota, Viridiplantae, Streptophyta, Magnoliopsida, Malvales, Malvaceae. The coding region runs from base 1 to 762 and encodes 253 amino acids. The record is from RefSeq and is a predicted model, not a curated record. Gene Ontology annotation, cellular component: RNA polymerase II, core complex.